This is a messenger RNA of Penicillium canariense, 3276 nucleotides long. It is a transcript of the gene tif32, whose product is annotated as putative eukaryotic translation initiation factor 3 subunit EifCa. Gene Ontology annotation, molecular function: translation initiation factor activity; mRNA binding. Gene Ontology annotation, cellular component: multi-eIF complex; eukaryotic translation initiation factor 3 complex, eIF3m; eukaryotic translation initiation factor 3 complex, eIF3e. The transcript has 3 exons. The record is from RefSeq and is a predicted model, not a curated record. Bases 1 to 3276 code for a protein of 1091 amino acids. Gene Ontology annotation, biological process: translation reinitiation; formation of cytoplasmic translation initiation complex. NCBI's taxonomy places the organism in Eukaryota, Fungi, Ascomycota, Eurotiomycetes, Eurotiales, Aspergillaceae.
AUGCCGCCACCACCACACAUCAAGCCUGAGAAUGUCCUCAAGAGGGCUCAGGAACUUAUCGCUGUCGGUCAGGCCCCCGCCGCUCUGACCGUCCUCCACGAACAUGUCACCUCCAAGCGUACUCGCAGCAGCCCGAUUGCUUCGCUCGAGCCGGUCAUGCUCCUCUUCGUUGAGUUGUGUGUCGACCUGCGCAAAGGAAAGGCUGCCAAGGAUGGCCUGUACCAGUACAAGAACAUCGCGCAGAACACAAAUGUCGGCACCAUCGAGGUCGUUCUCAAGAAGUUUAUCGAGCUCGCCGAACAGAAGGUCACUGAGGCCCAGGCCAAGGCCGACGAGAUUCAGUCCUCCCUUGAAUCUGCCGCCCCCUCCUCCACCAACGUUGACGACCUGGAAGCCAUCGAGACUCCCGAGACCAUCCUGUUGGCUACCGUCUCGGGCGAGCAAUCUCGUGAUCGCACUGACCGCGCCGUCGUCACUCCCUGGCUCAAGUUCCUGUGGGAGACCUACCGUACCGUCCUCGAGAUCCUGAAGAACAACGCCCGUCUCGAGAUCAUGUACCAGGCCACCGCCCUGCAGGCCUUCCAGUUCUGCCUCAAGUACACGCGCAAGACUGAGUUCCGCCGUCUUUGCGAGCUGCUGCGCAACCACGUCCAGAAUGCCGCCAAGUACUCCACCCAGAUGCAUGCUAUCAACCUGAGCGACCCGGAUACCCUGCAGCGCCACUUGGACACCCGUUUCCAGCAGCUGAAUGUUGCCGUUGAAUUGGAAUUGUGGCAGGAAGCCUUCCGUAGCAUUGAGGACAUCCACACUCUACUGAACCUGAGCAAGCGCCCGGCCAAGAACGUCAUGAUGGCUAACUACUACGAGAAGCUGGCUCGCAUCUUCCUCGUCAGCGAGAACUACCUCUUCCACGCUGCCGCCUGGAACCGGUACUACAACCUGCUUCGUCUCUCCACCGUCGCUCUGGCUACCGGUCAGAGCACCAAGAAGGAGAAUCCCUCUGUUACCGAGGCCGAUAUGACCAAGGCCGCUUCAUUCGUCCUCCUUUCCGCUCUGUCCAUCCCCGUCAUCAGCACCACCCGUUCCCGUGGCGCUCUGGUCGACGUUGAUGAGGCCCGCAAGAACAAGAACACCCGCCUCACCAACCUGCUGGGUAUGGCUCAACCUCCUUCCCGCCAGGUUCUGUUCCGGGAUGCCCUUAACAAGGGUCUGCUCAAGCGUGUUCGCCCUGAGAUCCGUGAUCUGUACAACAUCCUUGAGGUCGACUUCCACCCGCUCUCUAUCUGCAAGAAGAUCACCCCCAUCCUGGAGAAGAUCGGUGCCGACCCCGAGAUGGAGAAGUACGUUGUGCCUCUGCAGCAGGUUAUCCUGACCCGCCUGUUCCAGCAGCUGUCUCAGGUCUACGAGUCCGUUGAGCUCAAGUUCGUGUACGAGCUUGCCCAGUUCCCCGAUCCUUUCCAGAUCACCCCUGCCAUGAUCGAGAAGUUCAUCAUGAACGGUUGCAAGAAGGGUGAUCUUGCCAUCCGCGUGGACCACAUUUCUGGUGUCCUGACCUUCGACUCGGAUGUCUUCUCUUCGUCCAAGGCCAUGCACGCCGGUAGCGCUGCUGGCUCCGCUGAAAGCGAGUUUGGCUCCGUCCAGCGUCUUCAGCACACUCCUGCUGAGAUUGCUCGUUUCCAGGUUGCCCGCUUGGCCAAGACUCUCCACGUUACUUGCAUGUAUGUGGAUCCCUCGUACAACGAGGCUCGCCUCCAGGCCAAGCAGACCGCUCAGGCCCGCGCUCUGGCCGGCGCUGCCCAGGAGCACGAGGAGACCCUCGCUCGUCGCGUCAUCAUCGACAAGAAGAAGGAGGCUGCCACUGAUGCUCUCAACCGCAAGCAGCGCGAGGAGGAGACUCGCAAGCGCAUCCGUACCCAGCAACUCCAGGAGGCUGAGAAGCAGCGUCUUGCUGAUGAGCAGCGUGAGCGUGAACUCAAGCGCGUCAAGGAUGAGCAGGACCGCAUCCGCGCUGAGGAGCUCAAGAAGCAGCUGGAGGAGCUUAAGACCGGUGUCAAGGGUCUCGACAUGAGCGAGUUUGAUACUGAGGAGUUGGAUGCCAACCGUCUACGUGCUAUCAAGCUGGCUCAUCUUGAGAAGGAGAAGAACGAGCUCAACGACCGUGUGCGCACCACUGCCAAGCGUAUUGACCACUUGGAGCGUGCCUUCCGUCGCGAGGAGAUUAAGCACGUCCCCGCCGACUACGAGGCUCAGAGGAAGCACGACCUGGAGCUCUACGAGGCCCAAAAGGCCGAGACCCUUCAGGAGGCCAAGCAAAAGCACACCGAGGCCGUCGCCCUGAAGCACCGUCUAGGCCGUCUCGUGCCCCAGUUUUCCAGCUUCCGCAAGGAGCUGUCCGAGAAGCGCCACGAGGAAUUCGAGAAGCGCCGCAAGGCCGCCGAGCGAGAAUUCGAGGCCAAGAAGAAGCAGCGUGUCAAGGAAGUCCAGGAGCGCCGCCGCCGCGAGAAGCAGGAGCGCGAGGAGGAGGAGCGCCGCCUCAAGGAGGAGGAAGAGCGUGCCGCUCGCGAGGAAGAGGAGCGUGUUGCCCGCGAGGAGGAGCGUCGUCGUGCUAUGGCCGAGGAGAAGGCCAAGCGCGAGGAGGAGCGAGCCAAACUCGACGAGAUGGCUAUCAAGCAGAAGCAGCGCGAGGAAGAGGCAGAAGCCCGCCGUGCGUCCCGCAAGACUGGUGGUGGCUUCGCUGCCGAGCCUACCCCUGCAGCCACCUCCGAGCGUACCGCACCCCGUCUCAAUCUCGCUUCCCGCCCUGUUGCUGCUACUGCUGGUGGUGGUGGCUGGAGAGACCGUCUGGCUGCCAAGGAGGUCUCUGGCGGUGCAGCCCCCGAGCCCGCUCGGGAAGAGCCCGCUCCCCGCAAGGGUGGAUACGUGCCUCCUCAUCUGCGCGGCGCUGCCUCUGGCUCCGCCCCGCCUGCCCGUGCGCCUAUCCGUGAGCCUACCCGUGAGCCUGCCCGUGAGUUUGCCCGUGAGCCUACCCGUGAGCCUGCCCGUGAGUUUGCCCGUGAGCCUACCCGUGAGCCUGCCCGUGAGUUUACUCGUGAGCCUGUUCGUGAAUUUACUCGUGAGCCUGCCCGUGAGAAUGGCCCUACCGACCGCUUCGUCCCCCGCCACCUCCGCGACCCGUCCUCGUCUACGCCCGAUGCUCCCCCCGCCGCCAAGUCUGAGGAGCCCAAGCCCAGCAGCGGCGGUAAAUGGGUGCCCCGUUGGAAGCAGCAGCAGUCUUAA